Molecule: messenger RNA, 6430 nt
Organism: Saccoglossus kowalevskii
Lineage: Eukaryota; Metazoa; Hemichordata; Enteropneusta; Harrimaniidae
Product: fibrocystin-L-like
Source: RefSeq, a predicted model, not a curated record
AUGGAUGGUUUAGAAAAGUUGAAACUGCUUGUCCUUGGUAAAUCAAAGAAAUGUAGGUGUUCUAAAAAUGUGAACUUGGAUACCUUUCCUGUCGACUAUGCAUUUUGCUUUGCUUACAGAGGGGCUAUAUAUCCACAGUUUGAAGUGAAUGUGGCAUGGACUGAUAUUUAUUUGCAGCGCACAAAACGUGACAGAUGGUAUAAUUUUGGUGAUGAUUUUGUUGUGUCUUCUAAUGCAGAUAAAUGGUUUCAUACUUGUAUUGAUUUAGGAAAUAUAUUGCAAACUGAUUCUAUACUACCAAGUGGUACCUACUUUGAUAUUCGGUCAAUAACUUUUAGAAGAGAAUUGGCUCAAGAUUUCUAUAUCGACAGUUUGUUCAUUGGCUCUGGUCCUGUUAGCUAUGUAAUAACCUCACCUGCUGCAAGACCAAAUGGUUUGUUCAUCUCAAAUGUUAACGUCGAAAAAUACAACAAUACUUUUGACAUUGUUAUGUUACCAGAAAAUUGUGGAUUUGAUUUUCCAUUAAUUGGGAUGAAAAAUGCGAGUAUUAUCUCUGGUAGUAGAGAUGCUGAUAGUGACUAUGUUGAGUACUGUACCAGUGCUGCUUGCGGUGAUGGUGCUGAUAUUGUCAUUAAUAGGGAGCAGUCUGCAACACCGCCAGUUGGUGGUACAUUCCAGAUUGAACUUGGUGGAAAAAUUGCAGUAGUACCAGCUGAUGCUACAGAAAGUGAUAUUGAAGAAAUCUUUGACAACAGUUUUGACAUGGGUGUGUCUGCAGAGAGGAUAGGCACAUGUUCUGGCUACACUUGGACUAUAGAGUUCACCAAGGCUGGUGGAAAUCAUCCUCCUAUGAGCGUUGACAACAGCGGUUUAACUGGCUUGGAUGUAGAAACUGUAACAGAAACAUUGAGUGAUGGUGGAUUAUACCUGUUUCCAAUUCCUGGUGAUUAUCUGAGAACUCUAGAUGAGACUCCUCAAGUAACUGUCAGUGUCAACCAGAUUCCUUCUACUUGUACUGGAGAUUGUAGUUUUGAAUUCUUGGCUGACCUUACACCACAAGUGACUGAUAUAUCUCCAAAUUCAGGUUCAGCAUCUUCAUCAACUGAAGUGACUGUCCAAGGAGUUGGAUUCAGUCAAACCGCAGAUGACAAUAAAGUCACCAUUGGUGAUGUGAACUGUGUUGUUACUAAUGCUUUAGACACAAUGAUAAUGUGCCUGAUUGGUGAAGCUCCUGGUGGUACUCAAGAUGUAGUAGUGUAUGUUGCACCAGAUGGUUUAGCCACUCACCCCAGUGGCACUGUGCAAUUCCAGUAUGAAGUGGGAAUUACUGAUGUCCAUCCAUCUAGUGGCAGUACUGGGGGAGGCUUGGAGAUUACAAUUACAGGUUAUGGAUAUUCAAAUAAUGUUGAUGAUUUAACAGUACUCAUUGGUGGUGCACUCUGUGAUGUGACAUCAUCAAGUCAAAAUACCAUAAUAUGUAUAUUACCAGCUGGGGUUGCAGGCAGUGUUGAUGUGAGCGUCAGUAUUAGUGAUGUAUCAGCUACCAGUGUGAAUGGUUUUCAAUACGAUGCCAGUACUACUCCAUCUAUUACACAGUUGAGUGUCACCCAGAGUAGUGUUGCAGGUGGUGCAGCAUUGGUUGUAAGUGGUACAGGAUUUGGUACAGAUGAGUCAAGUAGUGAUGCUCUGAAGAUUGGUGAUGUUCCAUGUCAGCUGAUAUCCUAUUCUGAUAACACAAUAGAGUGCAUAUUACCAGCCCAAUCACCUGGUGUAUAUGAUGUCAGACUUUAUGUUGAUAAUGUAGGAUAUGCAGAUUCUAGUUCUGGAACAGCUAUUACCUAUCAGUUGAGUGUGACUGCAAUCAAUCCAGGUUAUGGAUCCAUCAAGGGAGGCACUCUGGUAACAAUAUCCGGGGAGGGAUUCAGUAAUGUCAAUUCUGAAAAUGUAGUAUUAUUUGGUAACAUUGAAUGUCUGGUUAUAAGCAGUAAUUCUAAUGAGAUACAAUGCAUUGCUGGAGACAGUGGCACUACACAUAAUGUUGAUAAUUCAGGACUUCAUGCAGACUAUGGUUUAGGUUAUAAAUGGAGUCCACAGAGCAUUACAAUAGAAGCUGGUGACACCGUAUUGUGGGAAUGGGGCAUAGCAGGAUACAUCCAGGGUAUCAGUUACGGUGUUCAGCAGACUUGGGAUGCUAACUCUGUAGAGUAUGAUGGAUCAGGAUUUAAAACACAAAGCAGAUCAGCAACAGGUUCAUUUUCCAAUACAUUCACUGCACCUGGGACAUACUAUUAUUCAAGUGGUCCAGUUGACAGUGAUGGAGAACUUUUCAUGAAAGGAGUUGUCAUCGUUACCGAUCCAGUAGCCACCUCUAAACCACUAAGUCUAACUGUCAGUGGAUUUGAGGCUUUGCAUGAGACCAACUCUGGUGUUUCAGUCACUUCAUCAUCAUCAUCUUGUCUGGCUGCUGAUCCAUCCUGUGCUACUCCCCAGCCAGUUGGUGUUGACAGCAGCAUAUUCUACUUUGUAUAUACUGGAUGCUAUACUCCAAUCAUUGACUCUGUGAAUCCUACUAGUGGUACCAGUGGUACACAAAUAACCAUUACUGGAGAAGGAUUUGCAACCACGCAAUGUGCUAACCAAGUCACUAUAGAUGGUCAUCCAUGUAACGUACAGUCCUGUACUGAGACCAUAAUUGUAUGUGAUAUAGAUACUGAAGAUGCAUUAACUGUUGGAGUUAAACAUCCCAUCACUGUACAAGUGGAGAACCAUGGUUUUGCUUUGAACCGUGGAUCAGCCACAUUUGAACUGAUUCCACACAUUGAUAGUGUUACUCCAGAUAGUGGAUCCAUAGCUGGGGGUGCCAGAGUUACUAUCCAGGGUAGUGGGUUCUCCAGUGAUGCAGCAGUUGUAGGAAUACCAUGUGAAGUUGAGUCUGUCGCAUACAAUGAAAUCGUUUGCAUCACUUCACCAAAUUUAGGAGGAGUGUUUAAUGUUUCCAUAAUAAUUGGCUCGACUACAAGUGAAUGUCUUGGCUUGUGUUUGUAUGAGUUCUCAAAUGCCACGACUCCUGUUGUGAGUACCAUCAACCCAACUGACAUCUUUGGAGCAAGUACAAGCUUGACAAUCACUGGAAUGGGAUUUGGUAAUGGAGUUGUGACUGUGACAGUUGCCCAUGCUGAUGGUAGUGUUGAUCUCACAGUCACAUCUGGUGGAAUUGAAUACUCACCUGAAGUGUAUACUUUCUCUGCUGCCCAGACCCCUGAAGUAACAGGACUGUCUCCAUCUAAUGGUGGUAGUGGGACAACUAUUACAAUCACUGGUACUGGAUUCAGUUCCACAUCAUCUGAUGUUUCAGUAACAUUUGAUGAUGUUACAUGUACUGUGAUCUCAUCAUCUUCAACUCAGAUUACAUGUGAUACUGGUGUGCACUCAGCGGGAACAUUUGAAGUGAAGGUAUCUGUUGCUGGAAAAGGUCUUGCCACAUCUAAUUCUCACACAUUUGAGUACAACUUGAUGAUUGCAUCUACUUCUCCUGCUACCUGUAGCUUUGGUGGUGCUUGUACCCUUGUAGUCACUGGUGAUGGUUUUGAUGAUGAAUACACUGUGGUAACCAUUGAUGGCAAUAAUUGCCCUAUUAGUAGUGUUACAGCUACAGACUUACAGUGUGAAAUACCUGCCAACAACAAUCUUGCACUUGGUACAUAUACCUGUGAUAUACAAGUGUUCAUUUCAACAAGUACAGCUGUAGCCAUUGAAUCUAAUGCACUGACCUAUGAUAGUUCUAUCACACCCAUUAUAACAUCAGUCAGCCCAAGGAGAGGUGGUACAGGUGGUGGAACUCCUAUUACAAUUACUGGAUCUGGAUUUCGUGAUGGUGAGAACACUGUUACCAUAGAUGGAAGUUUGUGUGUAAUAACAUCAGAAAGUACCUUUGAGAUUAUCUGUGAAACUGAACCCAAUUCUAGAAGUAUUGAAACUAAAGUAAGAGUUUUGGUAAAUGGUGAUGGGAUAGCAACACAGGAUGAUGCUGAUUUUGAAUAUGUUGAUUUGUGGUCCAGUACAUGGACUUGGGGAGGAAAUCCCUUGCCUAUUGAGGGUGACUUUGUUGUCAUUCAACAGGGACAGCGCAUAGUGUUAGAUAUUGACACCCCUGUCUUAAAGAUGCUACUAAUUCAAGGUGGUGCUUUAAUCUUUGAUGAAGCUGAUGUAGAACUGAAAGCUGAAAAUAUCCUAAUAACUGAUGGUGGUCUUCUACAAGUUGGAACUGAAGAAGAACCAUUCCAGCAUAAAGCAAUAAUUACCAUGUAUGGUCAUGUUAGAUCGCUUGAGAUGCCGAUGUAUGGUGCUAAAACUCUGGCUGUUAGAAAUGGAACACUGGAUCUUCAUGGAAUUCCUGUUGUGACUUGGACUUACUUGGCUGAAACAGCUCCAGCUGGAGCAACUCAGAUGAAAUUGAUGCAAGAGGUUACUUGGCAAGUUGGUGAUGAAAUUGUUAUCGCUACGACGAAUCACAGGCAUAGCAUGAUUGAAAAUGAGCAGCUGACCAUUACAGAUCAGUUUUCUACUCAGACAUGUUUUCAAGGUAGAUUUGGUGAAGAGACUGGCAGUGACAAAUUUGGUCAUCAGAUAAUGUUUGGUGCUAAGGAGCAGGAUGCAAACUUGGUUACUGGAAGAAUUGAAUACGUUGAAGUUACACAUGCUGGUCAGGCUUUUCGCCUCGGUCGUUACCCGAUUCAUUUCCACAUGAAUGGUGAUGUGUCUGGUUCCUAUGUUCGUGGAUGUGGUAUUCAUCAUACAUUCAAUCGUGCUGUGACCAUACAUGGUGUCCAUAAUCUGUUAGUUGAACACAAUGUGGCAUUUGAUAUCAUGGGUCAUGCUUAUUUCAUGGAGGAUGGCAUAGAAACUAACAAUAUUAUACAAUAUAACUUGGGUAUCUUUGUAAAGGCAAGUUCUAGUUUACUCAAUGUUGACAUAACACCGGCAGUUUUCUGGAUUACCAAUCCAGAUAAUAUUGUUCGACACAACGCCGCAGCUGGGAGUACACAUUUUGGUUUUUGGUAUAACAUGCCUGUACAUCCUGGUGGACCAUCUUUUACUUCCACGAUAUACCCAAGGAAAAUCCCAGUGAAAGAGUUCCAGAACAACACAGCACAUUCCCUAGGGUGGUAUGGACUAUGGGUGUUCCCAACAUACACUCCGAUGGAAGGGGGUACAAAUACACCUAGUCGUUUUUACAGCCUGACUUCAUGGAACAAUGAACGAGGAGCAGAAGUUGUUCACUCUGGUCCUGUGCAGCUGCAUGAAUUUGUAGUAUUUAACAAUGACAAGGCUGGAAUUGAAAUGGUUGAUGUGAGCGGUGGAUAUGUUGAUGGUCCUAUGGUGAAAGAUUCAGUUGUCAUUGGUCAUAGCAGCAUUAUCAAUGCAUCAGCAUCAUGUACUAUUGCAGGGAUAAAAACACCCAAGUCAGCUUUUUUGACUGUCGAUGGCGUUAAAUUUAUCAAUUUUGAUGAGAACCGUUGUUCAGCUCUGAGAGCCUGUGCACAUUGCAAAAGCCGACAAGGAGGAUGGACAACUAAAUUUCAGAAUUUAGAAUUUUUUAACUCGCCAAACAAAGUUGGUUUUCAGUGGGAGCAUGAAGCUGUAUAUGUUGAUUUGGAUGGUUCACUGACUGGCAGUGCUAAUUAUAUUGUAACCCCUAAUAAUGGUCUUCUUCCAUCCGCUCACUGUGAUGCCACUGCUCUAUCUUUCAAUGUGGGUACAUCUCCAGGAGCUGUGUGUGAUAACACUGUAAAAAUACAUCGUUUCGCAUUCAACAGUGUCUCCCCUUCCUCUUUGCGAUACAAAAAUAUCAACUUCAUCAAUGACUAUGGCUCAAGCAUUGUUCCAUAUAAAAAGGCGCGUCUCACUCACUUAAAUGGUUGGAUGAUUACUCUGGUUGAUGGAGAGAAUUACAACAUGGUAUGGGAAGAUGUUGAACACAUCACAAAUAUCUCGUACGUCGGCACUCUCUAUAAUAUGGAACCUACUGAUUAUGUUACUAUAAGUCACUCUGUUGCACAAACUCCUGACCGCUUCUCUAUUCUUGGUCAUAUGGCUGACACUACUGAAGAAAUGGUGACCUAUGAUGAUAAUGACAAUGGUGACUUCUACUUUGAUAAUGCUACUCAUUCUGUGUCAUAUCUGUGUGUCUUUGGUGACUUAGAUCUUCAUGGAAAAGAACCUAAUAUCUACUGGACUCAUUUAGCUGCUACUGCUAAUGUUGGUGAUGAUAUAAUAACAAUGGAAGAUGCAGUAGACUGGAAAGUUGGAGAUGAAAUUGUCAUAGCACCAACAGAUUAUGAGCCUUUCCAUACGGAGAUAUUCACUGUCUUGAACAUCAUUGAUAAUUAUACGCUACAACUUGAUAACAGUUUGCAGUACACACAUCUUG